GGCGGUGCCGCGGGCGGGGCGGGCCCGGGGGCGGCGGCGCUUCCUGCCCGCCCCGGCCCAGCGCGUCCCGCGGGCCGCCCGCGCCCACAGCAGCGGAAGGAGGCGGAGGAGGGAGCGGAGCCGCGCCGAGCCGAGCUGAGCCGAGCUGAACCGAGCUGAACCGAACUGAACCGAGCCGAGUUGAACCGAGCCGAGCUGAACCGCGCCGAGCCGAGCUGAGCCGAACCGUGCCGCCCGUCCCGCCGCUGCCGCCCAGGGAGCCGCGGAGCAGCGAGCGCAGCCCAGCCCAGCCCGCCCGGGCGCGAUGCCGCGGGCCGCCCUUCGCUGCCGCGGCCGCGGGCGCUGCCGCUGCCCCGGGCGGCGCUGCCACUGACAGCCGAGCUGCCACCGCCGCGGACUUUCCCCUCUUUGUGUUUAUCCUGCCGCUCUCGAGGUACCGCUAUCCUCCUCCCAGCGACCGCGGGCAGGUCCUGGCUGACUCUGGGAUUUUACUUUUUUUUAAACUCCCUUCUAGCUCGAUUGCCUGUUCUGAAAGUAUAUUUAUUUUUAAUAAAAGAAAAAGUCGGGCCACAAAUCCAGUUCGUUUCACAUUCCUCGUUCUGUGGAGUCCGGUUUAUUUCUGCGGUUAAAAAAGUUUACUCCCUCUCCUCCAGUUUUAUUGACACUGAGGAUGAAGAAGGAUUUGCAAAUGAAAGCGCCUUGAAAUACAGCAUCUUUUGGAGAGAGCUCUGCAGUUCUCCAGCCCGUUAAAUCUCGAAUUCCACCCUUUGCCCCUGCUGAAUCCACUGUUCUGCCCUUUACUCUCUGGGGUAAAAAACCAAACAACAUCAACAAAAACCCGAGGGGAAAAAGAAUACCUUUGGCAGCAGGGAAGCUUUGUGUGACUGACCCAACGAGCUACAAGUGUCCAGUUUCUGAAAAGAAGAAAACCCUUUUGUCUUCAGCAGAUCAGUAGAAUUAUUUUGGGAGCAAGGAGAGUAUCAAGUGAUCUGGCCUGCUGAGGAGGAGCCUGAAGCCAUCUCUGAGUGGAGAUCUUGGAUUUGCAGGAGGAAGGCUGAGUGUGUCCCCCCAUGUGGCAGAACUGCUCCUCCUUACCAGGGAACUGCAAGUGAAGGACAAAGGUCAAGGGCAGCUUCUACAUUCCACCCAAAAGGCACCACAGUUUGAGAUGAGGAAUUCAGAAGAGCAAGCAGCUACGACAGUUUUACAGCGCCUGCUGCAGGAGCAGCUCCGAUACGGGAACCCAAAUGACAACCGCAACCUCCUCGCCUUACACCAGCAAGCCACAGGGAAUGCCCCCGCUUUCGGCAGCGCCGGCGCCUCUCAGAACGAAGGGCUGAGCUCCCAGGACCACCAGCUCGUGACUCAUGCUGCCCGCCAGGAGCCCCAGGGCCAGGAGAUACAGGUGGACAACAGCAUCAUGGAGAAGCAGCUGUCACCACGGCUGCAGAACAGCGAGGACCUGCCCACCUACGAGGAGGCCAAGGUGCAGUCGCAGUAUUUCCGCGGGCAGCCGCACGCCAGCGUCGGGGCCGCCUUCUACGUCACGGGCGUCACCAACCAGAAGAUGAGGACUGAAGGGCGGCCCACGGUGCAGCGGGUGAGCCCGGGGAAGGUGCACCAGGACGAGGGACUGAAGGACCUCAAGCAAGGCCACGUGCGCUCCCUGAGCGAGAGGCUGAUGCAGCUGUCCCUGGCCACCAGCGGCGUCAAGGCCCACGCGCCCGUCACGAGCGCGCCGCUGUCCCCGCUGUCCCCGCUCUCUCCCCAGCAGUCCAGCGACCCGUACAAAAAUUCUGGCUCCAAUGAGUUCUACAAGAACUCUGUGCAGCCCCCUUCGCAGCCCAGCAUGAAAGGGAUGGAGCAGCGGGGGCCUCCCCCAGAGUACCCGUACAAAAACGUGUCCACCCCGUCUAUGAACUGCAAACCUCAGGACUCGGGGCAUUUCUAUGGCGACCAUCGCAUGAGCCAGCAGGGAAGAGCUGAUGGGCCUAUGAUGAGGUAUCAGCAUCCCCCUGAGUAUGGCUCAGUCAGGCAGAACCCGGAUGUGCAGCUGCAGUUACAACAGAGACCACCUCACCACCACAGCCCAACUUCUUCCUUGACAUCCCUGGGAUCUUUGACUUUGCUCCAGUCUCCACCACCUUCUAGGCUGUCCCCUUCUCAGCACCAGCAGCCCCUGACUCCCAGCCAGGCAGAUCCUGGCGUUGUGCCACGGACCCAGCAGCCUUUCUUGUCCAACCCAGUGCAUCAGGGAGAUCUGUACCGACUAUGCCAGCCCUUCCUCGGCCCGCAGCAGCAGCAGAGCGACUCCUACUCCGUGCUGCCCCGGGCCCAGCAGGUCCCUUCCCCCUACCAGCAGAUGCAGGUGGAUCCUUUUGCCAUCGUUUCCAGGGCGCAGCAGAUGGUGGAGAUCCUGUCGGAGGAGAACCGCUCCCUGCGGCAGGAGCUGGACGGGUGCUAUGAGAAGGUGGCCCGGCUGCAGAAGCUGGAAACAGAAAUUCAGCAAGUUUCAGAGGCGUACAAAAACCUGGAGAAGUCAUCCUCUAAGCGGGAUGCCCUGGAAAAGGCCAUGAGAAACAAACUGGAAGGAGAAAUUCGAAGGCUUCAUGAUUUCAACAGGGAUCUAAGAGAGCGCAUGGAGACAGCCAACAAGCAGCUGGCGGAGAAGGAGUUUGAGGGCUCUGAAGACAAUCGGAAAACCAUCUCCCAGCUCUUUGCACAAAACAAGGAAACACAGAGGGAAAAGGAGAAACUGGAAAUAGAGCUGGCUGCUGCCCGCUCCACCAACGAGGACCAGCGGAGACACAUCGAGAUCCGAGACCAGGCCUUGAACAACGCUCAGGCCAAGGUGGUGAAACUGGAGGAGGAGCUGAAGAAGAAGCAGGUGUACGUGGAGAAGGUGGAGAAGAUGCAGCAGGCCCUGGUUCAGCUGCAGGCAGCGUGUGAGAAGAGGGAGCAGCUGGAGCACCGGCUGCGCACGCGGCUGGAGAGGGAGCUGGAAUCCCUGCGCAUGCAGCAGCGUCAGGGCACAUCUCAGGCUGCCAAUGUCUCUGAGUACAACGCCACGGCACUCAUGGAGCUCCUGCGGGAGAAGGAGGAGAGGAUCCUUGCUCUGGAAGCUGACAUGACCAAGUGGGAGCAGAAAUACCUGGAGGAAAGUGUGAUGAGACAGUUUGCUUUGGAUGCAGCUGCGACCGUGGCUGCUCAGAGGGACACCACGGUGAUCAGCCACUCGCCCAACCCCAGCUACGACACCUCACUGGAAGCUCGCAUCCAGAAGGAGGAGGAGGAGAUCCUGCUGGCCAACAGGAGGUGUCUUGACAUGGAAGGAAGGAUCAAGACCCUGCACGCUCAGAUCAUUGAGAAGGAUGCCAUGAUCAAGGUGCUGCAGCAGCGCUCGCGCAAGGAGCCCGGCAAGACGGAGCAGCUCUCCUCCAUGAGACCUGCCAAGUCCCUCAUGUCCAUCUCCAACGCUGGCUCAGGCCUGCUGUCCCACUCCUCAACGCUGAGCAGCACCCCCAUCCUGGAGGAGAAGAGGGAGGACAAGAGCUGGAAGGGCAGCCUGGGUGUUCUGCUGGGAACAGAGUAUCGCUCCGAAUCCAUCCCCUCCACGCCCUCUCCUGUGCUCCCCUCCACGCCCUUGCUGUCAGCCCACUCCAAGACAGGCAGCAGAGACUGCAGCACGCAGACAGACCGGGGCAGUGAGCAGGGCAAGGCUGCUCCUUCCCCUGCAGCUCCCACCCCAGCACGACUCCCCAGCACCACCCUGAGCUACAGUGCAGAGAAAACAGAUGGGCCACUCUUCCACUCCAGCACUCUUGAAAGAAAAGCCCCUGUUCAGACUGUGGGGCAGGACCUCCCAGAUGGAGAGAUGGUAGAAUACCUCAUCUGAAAGGCUGUACCAGGAUCUGAGCUGGGAUAACAGUAGCAAGAAAUUUUUAAAAGACAUUUUUAUUGGGGAAAAAAAAAUGUAGUACCUGAGUAAUAAAAGAACACUCAGCUGUUUGCUCUUGUAUAUUAUGUCUCAAAAGUUUGGACAGGUUAAUUUAUAAUUUGUUCUAAAUUAUAAAAAACCCAUAACACUUGUUCUUUGAAAGUUUACCCCUUUAUUUUUUAAAUACUGGAUCUGGUAACAUCUGGAGAAAACAAACUAGACCUUAGGUGCACCACAGCUGAUAUUUCAUGUCAGUGCUUUUAAAGUCUCUUCAGCAGAAGUACCUGCUCUCACAGGUGCUGGUUACAUGUCUAGCUUGAAUGUAGUAAGGUGAUCUUAAUGGCCUUAAAAUGAUCAGAACCAGGAACAUUGUUGUGACCAUCAUUUAAUGGUUUUAGAAUACAGGUGUUCUGGGAAGCUUUUAUAAUCUGAGCUGUGAUCAAGGGAGAUUUCCCUUUCACUUCCUCUUUCCUCUCAGUGUAAGAACUCAGAAUAGGUAUUUCAUGUUCAUAGACUGAAAAGAUUUCCAUUUUCAGUGUGGUAACUUUUUUUUUUACUUCCCAAAUUUCUUUUUUUAAUUAUUUCCUUAUUAAAACAAAUGACUCCGGUGAUUAAUGUCGCAUUUCAUAUUUGUAGUUCCUUUUGCAAGAUUUGCUGUACUUUUAUACUUAAGUACUUUUUCAAUAAUUUGUACAGUGGAUAGUAAAUAAUAUAUUGCAUUCAUGUUUUACAUAAAUUAAUAAGGAGAAUUUACAGGCCCAGCCCUGAUCUGUUAGAUCAGAUUUCUGACAUGGUAAUUCCAUUGGCUUUAGAGAAACUACUUCAAAUUUACCAUAGCUCAAGUGGGAAGCCCUGCUGUUUUUCAGAUUUAACAACUUAAUCUACUGCAUCUGUGGAGAUCUUUCUUUUGUAGCAGAUUUUCUAUAUUUCAAAUGCCCUCCUACUCUGUAUGUCCCUCCUUUCUGGAGAGACUGGAUUCUUUUUCACAUAGCAGAGCCUCAGAGGUAGAGCUUUAAAGAAAAGCUCCAUGCAAAGGUUCAGAUGGCAGAUUCUCUCCUUUCAAAAUAAUUCUUUAAUUCAUCUGAGUGGAGAGAGCAGCUUAAAGGAAGUCCCAGAGGCAUUACAGAAGGAAGUUACAUAUUUAAGUCAUGAGGUUCACUUCCAAUUUUUUGGGAACUAGCACAGAUGCAGAAGUGCUUUGUUACAGAAACUGUAAGGAAAUAUUAAGACCAAUAGAAGUACGUGAGUAUUUUUUGUUAUUGUCUUUGCAUUUUAUUAAAACACUUCAAUAUUAAUUUCUGUUAAAAACUACUUUUUUUUGUACUUGAAUGUUGAAAUAUUUCACUAGCCAGUGGUCACACACUGGAACCUGACUAGUUUCAGCUUUCUGUGCAGCAUUAGAGUAGCAAAAUUUUCAUUUGAGAUCAUUCCGCCCCAGAAAUAAGGAAAUCAGCAAUUAAUUAUCACAGAGUUAGUGAAUGUCUUUAAUUCCUGUUUGACACCGCUGCUGUGGCGUUCAAAUGAAAUGGCCCUCCCAGACCAGCAGGGAUCACAGGAGUUCCACAGUGGGAGGAGAGAGGAGGAGCCUCUCUCUGCCUGAAGGUCAGCCUGAGCUUUCCCUCUGAAAUAACCACUUCAAAUCCAAGGAAAACAUAUUUUUCCUCAUCGUUUCUAGCAGAUUUGCUGCUGGUUAGGGAUCUUGAGGCAGUCCUGCAGGAGGCAGAGGAGGGGGAUGGCACAAACCCCUUCCAUCAGCAGAGCUGCCCUGCAGGGCUUUGCCUGCCUGUGCCCCCUGGGUGAGGAAUUUCCCUCCCUUCCCUCUGAGCCAUUCCCGGGCACACUGUCCAGCACCACCUCGUUCUCAUCCUCAGAAUGUCUUGCUGUUAUUUCUCUUGGCUUAAUUCCAUCCCACUUUAUGAAGUAAUGCCCACCCUGGAUGAUUUGAUUGCUCUUCCUCCUCCGCAGUUGUUGAAAAGGCAGCUUUUCUCAUUAGCUCUAGGUGUCCAUCUUUUUUGCCAUUUCAGCAUAAAUAUCUACAUGAUAUUUUGUGGGUUUGGCUUAAAAUGAACCACAAGGGAAAUCAAAUGCCAUUGAGUGUCUGUGUGAGGGGGGGGAGAAAUGUUUGACUGCUUUUCUCUUCUUUUAGAGUCAGGAAAAGUUAUAUUCCAUCUUUACAAAUACUUGUCAGCAUCUGGAAAGAAGUUUUAUGACUGCAGGGCUCUAAAUAAACAGUUACAACUCACUUAAAUCACAUUAGUUCUAAAAUGUCUGGGAAAAUUUGGAUCUUUUACGCAUAAAACCUCAUUCAGAAAACUGAUUUUCCCCAAUCAGUAUGGGCUGUUCAGGUGAAAAUAAUUGGUUUAUCCUCCCUGUAGCUCACUGUUUUCAAGUGGAGUGCCACUGCACUUUAUUUUUACAAAUCAAAAAGGACAUAAUGGCUUUCUGUGAGUAAAAUACAGCAACUCUCUCCUCCAGAAAGCCAGAACCAUCAGGAUUGCAGGAGCCUUGGCAGUUUCUUGCCCACUGAAGUAAUUUUGGAAGAUGGUGCAGUUUUAGUCUGCUUAGGUCAGGCUCUUUGCCCUAUUUUGUAAUUUUGAUUUCUUUCAAAAAAAAGCAAAACCCCCAAAACUUUGCUGUGUAAAUUGGAGGUCAUUUUCCUGUGCUGACACACUGGGAGCCAUCAGGAAUGCAUUCUUCCCCUGGAGCUUCCUCAGAGCCAUCCUGAUGUGAAUGUAAACGAGCUGCUUGCUUCGAGGAAGAGGUGUACAGAUCUUUAUUUUGUUUUUAAAACAGAAACUGCUUUAAGGAGACAAACUGCACACCUGGUUCCUUUGCCUUCUGUAGAGCUUAUUUCUAGUAGAAAGUGGUUUUUAACAGUGAUUGCAAUGACCUUUGCAAACCAAAAUUUUAGACUAAGAGUUUUUCUUAAACUCGGGUAUUAGAAGCAGAAUUGUAGCUUUUAUAAAGAAAGCCACAUAUUCUCCUUUGUAGAGCAAACCAAGAAAAUGAAGUUUAGUUAUUUUUCCUCUUUCCUCUCACUGCUUACAGAAAGUCCAAACUCCCAAGUCCUUCCCUUGGGCAGUUCCUUUGUGGUUUGACUGCUCGGGGAACUGCCUGAGAUCCAGAGACUUUAGUUCCACCUGGCCCAGUGUUGUUAUUAAAUUAAAGAACUCUGACCUGGCAGCUCCUGGGGGGUUCAGAGCAGCGAUUCAGUGUCAGGGGACUCCAGGGGAUGUGUGAGUUGCUCCUCAGGAGCCUGCAGGGGGACAUGGAGGUCACCACAUGUGAGAGCUGAGCAUCGCCUUCGCUGCUGGUUUGGGGCUGCAGGAGCUGGGGGGACCUGCAGAGUCCAGACCAGCCCCGCUUCCAAGGACACCUCCUGCUCCAGGAGCCCCUGGCGGGGUCAGCAGCAUGUGGGACAGGUGACACCCGUGGUGGGACAGGUGACACCCGUGGUGGGACAGGUGACACCCAUGGUGGGACAGGUGACACCUGUGGUGGGAGAGGUGACACCCGUGGUGGGACAGGUGACACCCAUGGUGGGACAGGUGACACCUGUGGUGGGAGAGGUGACACCCGUGGUGGCUCCGGCCAGACCAGGGCUCUUCACACCGAGACAAACCCGGAGUGCUCAGGGCAGGAAAACCCGGGAUAACUGAGCUUCCUCUCCCUGGGCUGGCACAGGGGAAGAAAUCCCGGGAUAACUGAGCUUCCUCUCCCUGGGCUGGCACGGGGGAGGAAAACCCAGGAUAACUGAGCUCCCUCUCCCUGGGGCUGGCACAGGGGAAGAAAUCCCGGGAUAACUGAGCUCCCUCUCCCUGGGCUGGCACAGCUCAUCCCAGUUUCCACCCUGCUGUCUGUGGGUUUGCUCCGUGCCAGGGGAGGGGGACAGGGGGGUUCUCUUUUCAUGUAUUUGUAUAGGAACUCUUUUGUAAAAGUUAGUUGUUUUUAUGUCUAGGAAGUAAAAAGACAUUGUAAAAUGUAAUUGUACUGUAUUUAUGAAGAAAAUACAUUUCUUUUCAAAAA
This is a messenger RNA of Prinia subflava (tawny-flanked prinia), 7963 nucleotides long. RefSeq names its product angiomotin (gene AMOT). NCBI's taxonomy places the organism in Eukaryota, Metazoa, Chordata, Aves, Passeriformes, Cisticolidae. The record is from RefSeq and is a predicted model, not a curated record. Gene Ontology annotation, biological process: regulation of cell migration; actin cytoskeleton organization; hippo signaling. Gene Ontology annotation, molecular function: signaling receptor activity. The transcript is spliced from 13 exons. Gene Ontology annotation, cellular component: plasma membrane; lamellipodium; cytoplasmic vesicle. The coding region runs from base 1169 to 3895 and encodes 908 amino acids.